CUCUUUCACACAUACUCGACAUAUUGAGGCGGCUGAGAGACGACCGGCAGGAUGGAGAACGAGGCUCCGCCCCGCCGCUCUGUGGCCGAACUGGCAGGAAAGUUCAAAGGUCAGGCUCCUGACCCAAGCGGCACCGUGGGGAACCAGGAAAAACCUGUGAGGCGGCGGCCGCCUCGGACCCUUCAGCUGCCGAACCCAGAGCAGAACCAGCCCACAUCAGGCGCCUCGUCUCCACCCAAACCCAAGAGGAACUCGGGUCUGAUCGAGAAGCUCCAGGCCAACCUGACACUGGGCUCGCCCACCGCCCCGCCGCUGAAGAGCCCCAGAUUGAAGAUGCUUCCUGUUGGCUUCACCCCGCCCUCUCCGGGUUCCGUACCCCCGGUUUCCAUGGUAACCCCCACCAGCCCCACCCCCACAGAAAGCCCCACCUCCUUUGAGGCUCCACCCUCAGCCACAGAGGGAAACAUCCUGCCAAGCAUCAACAAGGGCAGACCACGGGGCUCCAUCAGGCGGCGUCCUCCGUCCCGCCGUCACAGGAAGUCCAGCAGCGGGGACGACACAGGACUGGGACAGGAAGGGGCGGAGACACACCCGGAGUCACGGACUGGGGGGAGUCAGGGGGACGCCACGGAGGAGGAGCAGGGAGCACUUGGAGGGGAGGAAGAGGAGAGGGAGGUGUUCAAAAAGGAAACCACAUCUCCAUCAGAGAUGAAGGAAACCCAUGAAGAAGAAGAGACGAAGAGAAACAGUGUGGCUGAGACAGAGGAAGAGGAUGGGACGUCUUCAUCACAGCUGAGGGGAAAGGAGGAUGAGAAAAAGGAGGAAGAAGAGAAAAAGGAGGAAGAGGAGGAAAAAAAGGAAAAAGAGGAGAAAAAGGAGCAGGGAGAGGAAGAACAAAAAGAAUCGACUGAUGGAAGAAGGAAGGAGGAAGAAAAGAUGGAGAGUUCUUCCCGAUGAGGAAUCGGACGUCUGAAUCGGAGCGAGGCCCCUGUGACAUUGAACCCCUGGAGUGCAGAGCGGGAAACCCUGUGGCAGAAACACUUUGGGAAAAAUGGCCGCUGAUGCCGGAGAGAGAAAUGUCGGAAAACUCUGAGCUACCGUUAGAAACUCAGAUAGGAAACUCUUCCCGAAGCUUAAGUGAAGCUCCAAAAGCAGUUUUUACUAAUAUAAGCUUUUCCACACUGUGACGCUGCAUUUCAUAUUUUUUUAAGAAUAAUGUGUGAAUGUGUUUUGUGUUUCUUGCUGUUUAGUGAUGCCAAUUUUUAGUGUAAAGAAUCAAAAUCAAAGUUUUAUCAAUGUUCAGAGCUGUGAGAAAAAAAACACGAUGCCCUAUUCUGUGGUAAAUAAUAAUAAAAAAAAACUUUUUAUAAACAUAAAUUGAAUUUCUUUUUGUUUUGUUGUUUUAACUGCUAACAAAAAGCUGCUAAAAAGUCACGCUGUGGUUACCCUACUUAUAAUACCUAAUAAGCCAAAACAAACCAACCCACUCUGAACUAAGAUAUUUAAACCAAGUUGGCAUUAUUUUUUGCUUGGCUUGCCUUAAGCUAAGCUAAAUUAGGAUGAUGUUAGAUGUUGGUUAGCCAUUUGAGCUUAGCUUACCAUGAUUAAAAUUAGCCUAGUUUAGCCUUAGAUUGGCAUACUCCGAUAAACUGAGCCAGCUAAAAUAAUCUACGAUAAUAUCAGUUUAAUUAGACGAGUUUAAAGUAACAUUGGUUAAGAUUAAUUUCUUUUAGUGUGCUACUUUACCUCACUUUACCUUUAAUUUAAUUUAGAACGGUCUAGUUUAAGAUGAAUUUAUCUCAGAUGAGCUAUGGCAGAGUCGCUUUCCUUAGUUGUUUAUUUUAAUCUGUGUCAGAUUAGUUAAAUUUAGUAAGAUAAAAACUUAACUAAUCAGCUUAACUAUUUCAGCUUAUUAAACCAAGCUAACCCUAAAGAAGCUAAACCACACAAACUUAAAUCAGGUUAACGGUCAACUUAAUGAUCAGAUAAAGAAAGAACAGAAGAUAAUCUAGAGUGGUAAAUAUCAUGGAUUGGCAAAGAAUGAAAAAAUACAUUUAAAAAAAUAAUAAUCAAAAAAAAUGGAAAUGAAAAUGAUUCAUUCAGAUAAUCAAAAAACAAUUUAAGGAAGAAAUCUGUCAAAUCUUUAACCUUUAAACUAGGAGUGCCCAAAGUGCAGCCCGACGGUCACUUGGAUGAUUUUGUGUGGACCCUUGUUAAAUAGCUUUUAGGAUGAUACAUUUUACACAAAAAAAAAUCUUAAAGUAGUUUAAAAAUGUUUUGUAAAAACACAUUUUUAAAUUAUUGCCCUUUUCACCCCUUUUGACUGAUUUUGUUUUUAAUCUUAAAUGAUUUACAAAACUCCUUAGAAUAAACUAUUUUGUUUGUCUCAGUAAAAUUUUAAAUGUAUUAGUUUAAGUGAGCAAAUAAAUGAUAAAUGUCACAUGAAUCUUUGGAUUUAAUGAAAAUAAAGUGUCGUGUACUGAGCAUGCUCAGUGAGGAUUUCCCUCGGCUGGCUGAGGAGAC
Poeciliopsis prolifica (blackstripe livebearer) is the source of this 2523-nucleotide messenger RNA. RefSeq names its product duboraya (gene dub). Bases 52 to 957 code for a protein of 301 amino acids. The transcript is spliced from 7 exons. Lineage: Eukaryota; Metazoa; Chordata; Actinopteri; Cyprinodontiformes; Poeciliidae. The record is from RefSeq and is a predicted model, not a curated record.